Messenger RNA from Nycticebus coucang (slow loris), 5625 nucleotides. Its product is annotated as zinc finger protein 267-like. The record is from RefSeq and is a predicted model, not a curated record. The transcript has 4 exons. NCBI's taxonomy places the organism in Eukaryota, Metazoa, Chordata, Mammalia, Primates, Lorisidae. Gene Ontology annotation, biological process: negative regulation of transcription by RNA polymerase II. Gene Ontology annotation, molecular function: DNA-binding transcription repressor activity, RNA polymerase II-specific. The coding region runs from base 1888 to 3669 and encodes 593 amino acids.
UUAAAAUUCUAUCUGAAGUCAUUAAGAUGGUUCAGAAAAAUUUCAGUCAGAGGAGGUACAUAUUCUUUUUCUAGAGGAACUUAUAUCUCUGGCUAAAUAUUUCUCCUCUUCCUGUACUUGGUAAAUCUAUUAUUUUGUUAAACUUUAGUUGCAUUAAAAAAUUUUUUUUUGAGACAGUCUCACUUUGUCACCCUUGGUAGAAUGUCUGUAGUGUCUUAGCUGACAGCAACCUCAAACUCUUGGGUUCAAAAUGAUCCUCUUGCCUCAGCCUCCCAAGUAGCUAGGACUACAGGUGCCCACCACAGUGCCGGGCUAUUUUUUAGAGACAGGGUCUAGCUCUGGCUCAGGCUGGUCUUGAACUUGUGAGCUCAGGCAAUCCACCCACCUUGACCUCCCAAGUGUUGGAAUUACAAGCAUGAGCCACCACACCCGGCCCAGUAAAAUUUUGUUUAAAAAAGUAAGCAUCCCUAGCGCAGCACCCGUAACACAGUGGUUACGGCACUAUCCACAUAUACCAAGGCUGGUGGGUUCAAACCCAGCCUGGGCCAGCUAAACAACAAUGAUAACUGCAACAACAACAACAAAAUAGCCUGGUGUUGUGGUGAGUGCCUAUAGUCCCAGCUAUUUGAGAGGUUGAGGCAGGAGAAUCGCUUUUAAGCCCAAGAGUUUGAGGUUGCUGUGAACUGUGAUGGAACAGCACUCUAUUGAGGGCGACAUAGUGCAACUCUGUCUCAAAAAAAAGAAAGUAAACAUUUCCUAUAAUCACUGGAAUGUUUAAGAAAUUCUGGUGCAGUGGUGAUAUACUAAUUUUUAAAAUUCCUUAACUUUUUUUUUUGUUUUGGUACAGGUAUAUAUCUCAGUUUAUCGCCCUCAGUAGAGUAUGGUGGUGUCACAGCUGACAGCAACUGCAAACUCCUGGGCUUAGGUGAUUCUCUUGCCUCAGCCUCCUGAGUAGCUGGGACUACAGGCACCCGCCACAAUUCCCGGCUAUUUUUUUGUACAGUUUGGCCAGGGCCGGGUUUGAACUCACCACCUUUGGUAUAGGGACCGGUGCCCAGAAUUUAUUAAUAUUCUAAUGUUUCCUAUUGAAGCUAAGCUUGAAAACUUCAUAGCACUUCUGCUAUUUUUUUCUUUUUAAAAUUUAUUUUUUUGUUUUAUUAAAUCAUAACUGUGUACAUUGAUGCAUUUGUGGGGUUCAGUAUACUGAUUUGACAUGCAAUGUGAAAUGCUUACAUUGCACUGAUUAACACAUCCAUCACAAUUAUACUAUUUUCUUAAUAGAUUUGAAAUGUACCAUUGCAUCAUGCAUAUUAGGUGAGGUCCCCCAAAUACCCUCCCUCCUCCCACCUCUUCCCUCCACUCCCUCCCCUUCCCUCUCUCUCCUCUUCCCUUCUGCUUUCUGGACUAUAGUUAUGUUUUACCAUUCAUAUGAAUGUGUAGAUGAUUAUAUAUUGAUUUUUUUUUUUUGAUACAGAGUCUUGAACUAUUGCCCUGGAUACAGUGCCAUAGCAUCAUAGCUCACAGCAACCUCCAACUCUUGGGCUCAAGCUAUCCUCUUGCCUCAAUUUUUCUAUUUUUAAUAGAGACGGAGUCUCACUUUUUGAUCAGGCUGGUCUUGAACCUGUGAGUUCAAGCAAUCCACCCAUCUCGGCUUUUCAGAGUGCUAGGAUUACAGGCGUGAGCCACUGCACCUGGCUUUAUGUAUUGAUUUCAUAGUAGUAUGGAGUAUAUUGGAUACUUUUUCUCCAUUCUUGAGAUACUUUACUAAGAAGAAUAUGUUCCAGCUCCAUCCAGGGACUGUUGACAUUCAGGGAUGUGGCCAUAGAAUUCUCUCCAGAGGAGUGGGAAUACCUGGACCCUGCUCAGCAGAAUUUGUAUAGGGAUGUGAUGUUAGAGAACUACAGAAACCUGGUCUCUCUGGUAGAACUUGCCAUCUCUAAGCUGGACCUGGUAACCUUUUUGACACAAAUUGAAGAGCCCUGGAAUGUGAAGAGAGAGGAGACAGUAGCCAGACACUCAGCACUACAUACUAAAGGAAGCAAUAACCAGUCUUUGGAAAGCCCCAGAGAAAUUCAGGACAUUGGAUAUAGGAUUGGAUUAAGUGUUCAGUCAAAUAUUUCUGAAGACCAGAGAUUUAUAAUUGAACAGAAUAUAUUUAAAUGCGAUCAAUUUGAUGCAUCCAUUAUAAAAAGUUUCAUAUUCUUCCACCAACAAAUAAUACCAUUUUGUACCAAAAUUUACAACUGUGAUCAGUAUGAUAAGGUGUUUACCCAGUCGUCAUUGCUUAAUCGAUAUCAAGGAAUAGAUAAUUGGGGAAAACAUUACAUAUCUGAUAAGACUUUGAUGUCUUUUAUCCAAGACUCUUCUGUAAAUAAUUACCAAGAUACUUAUUUUGGUGAGAAAAGUUAUCAGUGCAAUGAACCUGAAAAAACCUUGAACCAAGACUCUUGCUUAAGAAAAUAUCAGAAAUCUCAAUAUCCAGACUUUCCUUACAAAUGUACAAAAUGUGAAAAAGUCCUUAAUCAAGGUUUAAAGUUUAUUAGCAGUGAGACUAUCCACAUUCCAGAGUAUUUUUACAAAUGUAAUGAAUGUAUGGAAGCUUUCACCCCAUCAGGAAAACAUUUUCAAAAUCAGGGAAUUCAUCUUAGAGACAAUUCAUACAGAUGUAAUAAAUGUCAGAAAGUUUUUAUUCAGUCAUCCAAUCGAAGACAACAUAGCAUAAUCCAUACUGAAAAAACCUUUUGCAAAUGUAAAGAACACGGUGAAACCUUUAAUAAGAGUUCACAAAUUCAGCAACAUCAGAAACUUUAUACUGGAGAAAAACCUUACAAUUCUAAAAGAGGUAGUAAAUUCUGUACUUGCUCCUCAAAUCUUACUGUGCAUCAAAGAAUUAAUCUUAGAGAGAAACGCUACAAAUGUAAAGAAGGUGGCAAAGCCUUUAAUAACAGUUCAAGCCAUACUCAACAUCAGAGAGCUCGUACUGGAAAAAAAACAUACAAAUGCAAAGAAUGUGGCAAAGCCUUUAACUGUAGUUCCAAUGGUACUCAACAUCGGAGAAUUUAUACUGUAGCAAAACCCCACAAAUGUGAACAAUGUGGCAUAUCCUUUGCUCAGCUGGGGGGUCUUAAACAACAUCAACAAAUUCAUACUGGAGUGAAACCCUACAAGUGUGAGGAAUGUGGCACAUCCUUUACUAGAUUUUCAAUCCUUAGACAACAUCACAGAAUUCAUACUGGAGAAAAACCCUACAAAUGUGAAGAUUGUGGCAAAGCCUUUAUCUGUAGUUCCAGCCUUACUCAACAUCAGAGAAUUCAUACUGGAGUGAAACCCUAUAAAUGUAAAGAAUGUGGGAAGACAUUUAACCGUAGUUCCCACCUUACUCAACAUCAGAGAAUUCAUAGUGGAGUGAAACCCUACCAAUGUAAAGAAUGUGGCAAAGCCUUUUACUGUAGUUCACACCUUACUCGACAUCAGAGAAUUCACACCGGAGAAAAACCCUACAGUUGUAAAGAAUGUGGUAAAUCCUUUAACCAGUCUUCAAGCCUUAGAGAACAUGAGAGAAUUCAUACAAAAAAGAAGCCCUACAAAUAUAAAGAAUAUGACAAAAUCUUUUACCGUGGUUCACAACUCACUCAACAUCAGAGAAUUCACACUACAGAAACUCUAUAGAUGUAAUAUAUGUCAAAAGAGUUUUGAUAAAUCACCAUACAGUUCAUAGGAAAAUACACUUUACUGUUAUAAUAAAUGUGGGGCCAUAUACGUGUAUAAUCAAAACAUAAGUCUGUGUGCAUCAAGGGAUUCACAUUAGUAAAAACUAAAGCAUACUUUGUAAUUUUAAACUAACCCAGAGUAUUUGCCAUAGGCUGUAAUGGGAAGUCAAAGCAAUUAGAUAAUUUAUUUGGCUGUAUUUAUCUUUUCUUUUUUUUCUUUUUUCUUUCUUUCUUUUUUUUGAGACAGAGCCUUAAGCUAUCUCCCUGAGUAGAAUGCUGUGGCAUCACAGCUCACAGCAACCUCCAACUUCUCUUGCCUCAGCCUCCCAAGUAGUAGGGACUACAGGCACCUGCCACAACGCCCGGCAAUUUUUUAGUUGUAGUUGUCAUUGUUUGACAGGCCCCGGGCUGAAUUUGAACCCGCCAACUCUGGUGCAUGGCUGGCGCCUUAGCUGCUGGAGCUACAGGUGCCACCCUUGGCUAUAUUUUUCAAAAGAGCAAGAACAUUGAUUUAUGGACAGGUAAAAUUAUAUUCAGUGGGUAUAUUGAUAGUUUUUGAAAUUUUUCAAAAGCAACUAUCAUUGUGAUGUAAUUGAGUUCUCAAAUUACAUGAUGCUAUACUUUAAAUCUAUAGUGUUUAUAGGAAAAUGCAUCAUCUCCCGUUUCUCCAUAAGAGGUAUGAGAGGCCAUUCAAUAUUAGGUAAAUGUGAUACCAAUUUUUUUCUUGAAAGUUUAAUGGCAAAUGUAAAAUACAUUAAGAAAAUCUAAAGAAACAUGAUUUUGUGCUUUAAUUAUAAAAUAAUGAUGCAUGUAAACUGUAUGUAUGUAUUCAGGGCAUUUUUCUGUGUUAAAGUAAGAGAGAAACAUUUUGAAUUUUCAACGUGCAUUGUUUUAUGAAUUGCUCCUUAUUACAAAAAAAAAAAAACUGGCCAGUUAGUUAACAUGCUGGCAUAUCUUUAUAAUAGAAUGAAAUAGCAUAUUGAAUAUUAUUUGAUGUGAUAGAGAACAUAGAAAUAUUGAAUGUUUUGAUAUGACAGAAAUAAGUAUAUCUUUAAAGAUAUCAGAGGAAAGGGAAGAUAACUCCUGUUGGACAGGUUGUAUAUGUAAUUCAAAUCAAAGUGCACUAAAUAAUUAGCCUUACUCUUUAAAGUGAGCAUAAUUUUAAGAUUACUGUAUUAGACCAAAAAAAAAAAUGGUUCUUGACUGCUUGUAGCCAGAGAGCAUAUAGUGGAUUUUAAGACGCUAUUGGUUAAUUAUUUGUUUUGAUUAAUAAAACUAAAUGUUUUUUAAUGUUUCAACUCUUAUGUACAAUGAAUGAAAUGUUGCCCUGCCACCAAUGUCAAAGCAUUUUACCUUGUCCAAGAUUGUAGUUAAACAGGUGAAAAUAAUGUAUUAUUGCAUAACACAGUAGAAUGACUUUUCUAGUAAUCUCUUCUUCUGAAGCCCUAAAGUUCUAAUAAUUUGGAGAAUAUUGUUUUCAUAGUUGCAAUUUUUUAUCACUUUCUCUUUUUUAUUACUAUGGAAAUAUUGUGAUGCUUAUAAUAAAGAUUAUUUGGGAAUAUAAUUUAAAUCAAUACCUUUAAAUCCUAAAUAUUCAUAAAAUUUUCCCCAGUUUUUUCCUUUGCACAUCGCUUUUAUCUGGGCCAAGUGAACACAAAGAUUACUGUGUUUUGAUUUACAUUGAGUGCAAUAUACAAUAUAUCAAGCUACAAUUAAACUUCAUACAAGAGAACUAUAAAGAAAAAUCCGUGUGUGUGUGUGUCUAUCCUACCUACUACCUUCAGAAGGAAAUGAAAAUAGUGGAUCAGAACAUAAUUUCAGAAGACUCGCUGAUUUACAGGCAAACUAGAUCUUACAAAUUCCCAAGGCAAACUUACGUUCUCUACUGUAUAUCAAAUUUAUUUCUCACUAAUCU